CGCACAUGAAGCUACAGGUGCAAGGCUUGCAAGCGCGCUCAUCGGUUGCUUGAGAACCCGUACUUGGCAAAAGUGCCGCAUUGCAACACCAAGGGCACGGCCGACAAAGCCACAGUAUUUGGGGGGGUCUAUUAGAUAAAUGGGCUUAGCCGUGGAUAGGCAACUGGGCAGCGCGGUGACACAAGCUACAGCUCAAUCCCGUUUCAGGCCGCGGACACGCGUAGUAGCUUCGGCGACACAGCCCCAUCAGCAGCAACAGCAACGGCUCAAGGUGGUGCAGGAGAAGGCGUGCGGUUGCGGCGAUGAAGGCGUUUCACGUCGCGGGCUGCUGGCUAGUUCUGCCGCUGCUGCUGCAGCUGGAGUCGUUCUUGCAGGCUCCCUGGGCGUACCAGCGGCCCAGGCCUUUGGAACAGGAGAUCCCCUAAACUACAAAAAGGAGCUGGCGCGUCGCCGUCGGAAGAUCCCAGAGGAGGAGUUCACGGAGGGACCCAUGGGUCUCAAGGUGUACGACAUCCAGGAGGGUGACGGGGCGGAGGCGCAGGUCGGGUCCAGGGUUGCCGUACACUACGACAUCAAGUGGCGCAAUAUUACCUUCAUGACCAGCCGGCAGGGCAUGGGUGUGACCGGCGGCACCCCGCUGGGAUUCGACGUGGGCACUCCGGCGGGGCAGACGGGCGGCACCCUGCCCGGGCUGGACUAUGGUGUCCGAGGCAUGCGGGUGGGCGGUUUGCGGCGCGUGCUGGUGCCCCCGGAACUGGGUUACGGCGACAAGCAGGUUGGUGAGAUCCCGCCCGGCUCCACCCUCACGCUGGACAUCGAGCUGCUGAGCAUCAAGACAAGCCCGCUGGGCUACCGCACCAAGUUGGUGGAGGGCUGAGCGCAGGAGCGUGGGGGGGCCCGCAUGGGCGGCAAUGGAGGUUGGGCUGCUGCUGCUGCAGCUCUCGUGUGCCAUUGUCUAGUCCUGGUUCGUCCGCAUUGCUUUCAGCGCUUUGAAGGAUGGCGUUUAGGUGCGCAGCGAGCAUGUGCUGCUCAGGAAGUGUGUGGGUGUGACGACGACGACCUAGUUACCGGCAGCACCGUUGGCGCCGGUGUGCCAGCAGGUGCCCGAACGAGAAGGAGGCAGCUGCAACAUGGACCGGUAUGCCCCUUUGCACGGGUUAUGGGUGACGGUACAACCCGACCCUGAGUGGUGCGCUUAUGCCUUCGACUAUCGUACUGGGGAUUUGUUGGUGAGCUGAAUGCGGCUCUUGUAAGCAGUAAUAACAGUAACUCCA
Astrephomene gubernaculifera is the source of this 1274-nucleotide messenger RNA. The record is from the annotation of a GenBank genome assembly. NCBI's taxonomy places the organism in Eukaryota, Viridiplantae, Chlorophyta, Chlorophyceae, Chlamydomonadales, Astrephomenaceae.